This is a messenger RNA of Lytechinus variegatus (green sea urchin), 1515 nucleotides long. RefSeq names its product transmembrane prolyl 4-hydroxylase-like. Lineage: Eukaryota; Metazoa; Echinodermata; Echinoidea; Temnopleuroida; Toxopneustidae. Gene Ontology annotation, molecular function: iron ion binding; procollagen-proline 4-dioxygenase activity; L-ascorbic acid binding. The transcript has 9 exons. Gene Ontology annotation, cellular component: endoplasmic reticulum. The record is from RefSeq and is a predicted model, not a curated record. Gene Ontology annotation, biological process: peptidyl-proline hydroxylation to 4-hydroxy-L-proline. The coding region runs from base 79 to 1359 and encodes 426 amino acids.
ACACCGCACAUCUCUGUAGCAGCAGUGCACCUGCGCCCGCUGGUCGAUUGACCGAUUCUCGUAGUGUAGGCGAUCACCAUGGGAGGCGCAGGUUGUUCAAGAGAUGUCGUCUGCUCUGCGCUACUAAUUAUUACUAUCCUCCUCGAAUUUCACUCUACAGUGGCGAACGAUGACAUACCUGGAUUGAAAGAACACGCCGAACAUUUCUAUGGAUCCAACCAAGAUGGUGAUUGCCAAGAAUCGGAGGGAAGAGAUGGAAUAUCUGGUCGGUCCGAUACGCUGGAAAAAGAGGAGGAAGUACUGCAGCCAGCAGCACCAGUUCCAGUCAAGUUGACGAGGCUUGACGGUGUGGAGGUUGGUCAUGUUCAGGAACUCAACCUCACUCCCAAUAGAUCUCAUUAUUUACAUACUAUCAACAUGAAACCAUUGAUCUUUGAAAUUCCAGACUUCUUUUCUGCAGAAGAAUGCCAGCACAUCAUAGAGCUAGCAAUGAAGCAGGGAUUAGAAGUAAGCUCCACCCAUCAAAUCACUGCGGACAACACCCUCCGCCUCCUAGAUAGCAACGGAGACCAAAGACUGAGUCUACAAGAGAUGAGGAGAACUAUAGAGGAUGGAUAUGAUAUCUACUUUAAUGAUGAGGACAUUAGAGAAAUGUACUCACAUCUCAAGUUAGAUUUGAAUCAAGAUGAUUACAUCAGUCGGUCAGAAUCAUCUGGUCUUAACGUACAUAAGCUGGCUGCGUACAUCAAGAAUUUUGUCAGUAAGAACCCCAUCAAGAAGUCCAGGUACAGCGAACAGACCUGGAUCUAUCCAGAGAGGACCAAGGAUCACCUGGUCGCCGAGUUCCAAAGAAGGUUACUGCGAUUGACUAGGCUUCCAGAGCCGCUCAUCAACAAAUACAGCUUCUUUCAGGUGGUCAAGUAUGGCCCCCACGGUCACUACAACGCUCACUUGGAUUCGGCCGGUAACACUCAAGGGCUUCCAUGCUGCCAUCUGGUCAGUACCAAGAAAUGCCGCAUCUGUAGAUACAUGACUAUCAUGGUUUACUUGAAUGAUGUUGAAGAAGGAGGUGAAACAGCUUUUGUUGUGGCCAACAACGACACUUAUGACGAUCAUAAACUUCGCAACAGUGGCAACAUCAACCUGAACAGCCACUGCAAGGAAUCGAAGCUUCACGUCAGACCGGAGCGCGGCAAGGCCGUCAUUUGGUACAACCACUUCCUGGACGAGGAGACGGGCUGGUUCGGGGACGUCGACAACUUCACCUGGCACGGGGGUUGUCCCGUCAUCACGGGGGAGAAAUGGAUCAUGAAUAGGUGGAUCUGCGCUAGCAACGACAGGGAGGUAGAUCUCGCCUAACCCACUGCCUACUAGAACCGGGUUGUGGCUGUACAAUGCCUAUGGGAAAUGCAGAAUUCAAGAUUCAAAGGGUUAACCCAUUCCCUACUCGAAAGGAGUGGUCUCUGUAGCCUACAAAGGCAAGGGAAUUUCAGAAGUCAACAAGUUAACUCAUUG